Messenger RNA from Colletotrichum chrysophilum, 1893 nucleotides. RefSeq lists its product as uncharacterized. NCBI's taxonomy places the organism in Eukaryota, Fungi, Ascomycota, Sordariomycetes, Glomerellales, Glomerellaceae. The record is from RefSeq and is a predicted model, not a curated record. Bases 1 to 1893 code for a protein of 630 amino acids. The transcript has 5 exons. Gene Ontology annotation, molecular function: protein binding.
AUGGCCGGAUACAACAACCGUCCGUUGAGUUUUUCCGAACGGAGGGGCAGCAUGCUUAGCGACGACAUGACGCUCAACACCGGAGGAAUGUCUAGCAGUUCGACGAGAUUGGAGAAGAUGCCCGCGCGGCCUGGCCACAUGCGAGGCCCUCCGACGCCUAGCAUGACGACGCCUGCUGCCGACUUUGACCAACAAUUGACUGCUUCGCCGCCGCCACCUCCGACUCCGGCAGCUUCUCCAGGCCCGUCCCACCACGAGCUUGACUGGAGUCACGCUGCAGAUGAUGAGGAUUUCUUCCUGGCUAAAGUUCGCCACCACUUCAAGAACUCUGGUGGUCCGCACCGAACCAGACUUCUCGCAGAUCUUCUAAAUCUUUGCACAAGCCAACAGCUGAGCUUCGUCCACCAAUUCGUCAGCCCGUUGCUCAAGAAGGAUCCUUUCACAAGUCUCCCAGAUGAGCUGUGUCUACGCAUCCUCUCAUUCAUUGAUGAUCCGAAAGUCUUGGCUCGUGCGUCGCAAGUAUCAAGGAGAUGGCGCGACUUGCUCAGCGACGACAUGACGUGGAAGAACCUAUGUGUGAAGCAUGACUACGGCAGACGUCUUUCGGAGGUUUCUGUUCCUAUGGGCAGCGCAUCGCGACCUGGCGCUCAGCCUCUUUGGGGUGACAACGAGUAUGCCAGCAGCAGCUUCCCGGGUGCGCUGCCUAUGACUGCUCAUGCCUCUGGCUCACGCAGUCUCGAUGGCUCAAAUACACGGCCCAAAAUGAGAUCAUACAAGUCCCACUUCAAGCAACGAUACCUUGUUGAGGCAGCCUGGAGAUCUGGCGGCACCAGCACAACCAGGAACAUUACUCAAGAAGGGGGUGUUGUGACAAGCCUACACUUGACGCCCAAGUACAUCAUCGUGGCCCUUGACAACGCCAAGAUUCACGUUUUUGACACAAAGGGCAAUGCUCAGCGUACUCUGCAAGGUCAUGUCAUGGGCGUAUGGGCGAUGGUGCCCUGGGAGGACAUUCUGGUUAGCGGUGGAUGUGACCGCGAUGUGCGCGUAUGGAACUUGGCAACUGGAAACGUCCUCGUUGGCCACGGCGCCAGCGUCCGAUGCUUAGAGAUCAAGGGAGACAUCGUUGUGUCAGGCAGCUACGACACCAUGGCCAAGGUCUGGAGCAUAUCGGAGGGCAGAUGCAUUCAAACACUUCAGGGUCACUUCAGUCAGAUCUAUGCCAUUGCCUUCGACGGCAAGAGGGUGGUCACCGGCAGCUUGGACACCAACGUUCGGAUUUGGGACCCUAGAACUGCUGAAUGCUUGGCCAUUCUGCAGGGCCACACAUCUCUCGUCGGACAGUUGCAAAUGCGCGGAGACACUUUGGUAACUGGUGGCUCUGACGGAUCUGUACGUGUGUGGUCUUUGGAGAAGAUGUGCCCCAUUCAUCGACUCGCUGCGCACGAUAACAGCGUGACCAGCUUGCAGUUCGAUGAUACGCGCGUUGUCAGUGGCGGCAGUGACGGCAGAGUAAAGAUUUGGGACCUCAAGACUGGUCACCUGGUCAGAGAGCUCAUCGCCCAAGGGGAGGCUGUUUGGCGAGUGGCUUUCGAAGACGAAAAGUGUGUUGCAUUGGCUUUGAGACAGAAUCGAACCGUGAUGGAGGUGUGGUCUUUCUCUCCACCCGAGGACGUGUUGUAUGACCGUCCGCUCUCCCUUCAGCAACGCGUUUUGCAAGAAACUCCGAAUCGACCAAUGAGCGCCAUGCAACUCGAUUUUAGACAACAGCAGCCGACUGUCGCCGGCCCAAGCCGCGAAGCCGCCGGAAGCCAGGAUGUAGAUAUGAGGGAUGCCGGCCCUUCUACGGCCCCUCUUCAAGGCGGUAACAAGACGUUUUUCCAUGACGACUAG